Molecule: messenger RNA, 1257 nt
Organism: Populus nigra (black poplar)
Lineage: Eukaryota; Viridiplantae; Streptophyta; Magnoliopsida; Malpighiales; Salicaceae
Product: cytidine deaminase 1-like
Exons: 1
Coding region: 125-1072 (315 amino acids)
Cellular component (GO): cytosol
Molecular function (GO): zinc ion binding; cytidine deaminase activity
Source: RefSeq, a predicted model, not a curated record
CGCCCACCCCCACCCCUCCUUUUCCAGGUAGUAACUCCCCUCAUUCUCACCCUUCAUUUCUCUAAUCUCUGAUCCAAAACACCACAACCACCACCAAAAAAAAAAAAAAGCAAAGAAAAAAAAGAUGGAUGGACCCAUAUUCGUAAUUGAAGCAUCCGAAGCCGAAUCGAUGGCAAAACAAUCAGGCCUCACAGUCCUCCAGCUGCUCCCAGCCCUGGUCAAAUCAGCCCAGGCCUUGGCUCGCCCGCCGAUAUCCAACUACCACGUGGGUGCCGUAGGUCUUGGAUCCUCCGGCCGCAUCUUCUUGGGUGGCAACCUAGAAUUCCCUGGCCUCCCUCUCCAUCAUUCUGUCCACGCCGAACAAUUCCUCAUCACCAAUCUCACUCUUAAUGCAGAACCCUCCCUCAAAUACGUUGCUGUCUCCGCCGCCCCUUGUGGCCACUGCCGUCAAUUCCUUCAGGAAAUCCGCCACGCCCCUGAUGUACAAAUCCUCAUCACGGGUGAUAGUACUAACAACCAGAGUUACAAGAAUGAUUUAGCAGAUAAACAACAAUUUGAGCCCUUGUCGUGUCUUCUACCACAUAGGUUCGGACCUGAUGAUCUUUUGGAUAAGGAUAUUCCCUUGCUUUUAGAAACCCGUCAUAAUAACUUGUCGUUUGUAGGUGAUGCUUUGUUACCAAAUGGUAUCUGUGCUUCUUUUGAAGAUCUGAAAAAUGAGGCUUUGGAGGCUGCCAAUAAGUCUCAUGCACCCUUUACUAAUUGCCCAUCAGGGGUGGCGUUAAUGGAUUGUGAAGGAAAGGUUUAUAGAGGGUCGUAUAUGGAGUCUGCCGCCUAUAAUCCCAGCAUAGGGCCGGUGCAGGCGGCUUUGGUGGCAUAUGUGAUGGGAGGGAGGGGUGGUGGGUAUGACAGGAUUGUUGCUGCUGUGUUGGUGGAGAAACAAGGGGCUAAGGCAAAACAGGAGCAGACGGCGAGAUUGCUUUUGAAGGAGAUUUCACCCAAGUGUGAGCUUAAAGUGUUUCAUUGUGGUUCCAGCUCCAGUUUCAAUGAUUGUAACAAUCAGAAUUCCUGUUGAACGUUGCUGUCGAUAAUUACUCUCCUACUGUAUUUGUGUCGUAAACUCAUCUGUGUUGUUAAGCUGCAGUGCUGAUUUAUUGGUCAAUGAAAGUUGCAAAUAAUUGGAUUGAACCAAUCAAUGAAUAAAGUUUCUUUCUUUUUCUUGGGAAGGAAAGCUUUAGAUCUUUCCAUUACCAAAUCUAA